AUGCCUGGUGGGUACAAAGGGGAGUGUGGGGAUGAUGUGGACCCUAUGCCUUUCCUGGCACCUCCCGAAAAGGAGAGGAUCGAAGCCAUGAACAAGCCCUAUGACAUUAAGAGGUCCUGCUGGGUCAAAGAUGAGAAGGAGGGCUUCGUCGCUGGGGAGAUCCAGUCUGAACAGGGUGACCAAGUCACCGUGAAGACAGUAACCAACCAGACAGUCACUGUGAAGAAGGAUGAUAUCCAGCAGAUGAACCCACCCAAAUUCUACCAGGCCAGCGACAUGGCAGACAUGACAUUCCUGAAUGAGGCCAGCGUUCUAGACAAUCUGCGCCAACGCUAUACCAACAUGAGGAUCUAUACCUACUCAGGUUUGUUCUGCGUGACAGUCAACCCCUACAGGUGGCUGCCCAUCUAUGGAGCCCGUGUGGCCAACAUGUACAAGGGCAAGAAGCGCACAGAGAUGCCACCUCACCUCUUCUCCAUCUCUGACAACGCCUACCACGACAUGCUUAUGGAUCGUGAAAAUCAGUCCAUGCUAAUCACUGGAGAAUCUGGUGCUGGUAAGACUGAAAACACGAAGAAGGUCAUCCAGUACUUUGCCAACAUCGGAGGAACUGGCAAACAGACCACAGAUAAGAAGAAGUCUCUGGAGGAUCAAAUCAUCCAGGCAAACCCCGUGCUGGAGGCUUUCGGAAACGCCAAGACCAUCAGGAACAACAACUCCUCUCGCUUCGGCAAGUUCAUCCGAAUCCACUUCGGAACCACAGGAAAACUGGCUGGAGCUGACAUCGAGAGCUAUCUCUUAGAGAAGUCUCGUGUCAUCUCACAGCAAGCAGCCGAGAGAAGCUACCACAUCUUCUACCAGAUUCUCUCAAACAAGAAGCCUGACCUUGUUGAGAGUUUGCUGCUGGUCCCCAACCCUAAGGAAUACCACUGGGUGAGCCAAGGCGUUACCACAGUGGACAACAUGGAUGACAAGGAGGAGCUGCAGAUCACAGAUGUGACCUUUGAUGUGCUGGGCUUCAGCACCGAGGAGAAGAUGUCCGUGUAUAAGCUGACCGGAGGUAUCAUGCACUUUGGGAAUAUGAAGUUCAAGCAGAAGCCCAGAGAAGAGCAAGCUGAAGUGGACACCACUGAGGUGGCUGACAAAGUCGCCCAUCUCAUGGGUCUCAACUCUGGUGAACUGCAGAAGGGCAUCACCAGGCCCCGGGUCAAAGUAGGCAAUGAGUUUGUGCAAAAAGGCCAGAACAUGGAACAGUGCCAAAACUCCAUUGGGGCUCUGGGCAAGGCUGUCUACGACAAGAUGUUCAAGUGGCUGGUGGCCAGGAUUAACAAGACCUUGGACACCAAGAUGCAGAGGCAGUUCUUCAUCGGCGUGCUGGACAUUGCUGGCUUUGAGAUCUUUGAGUUCAACAGCUUUGAGCAGCUAUGCAUAAACUUCACGAACGAGAAGCUGCAGCAAUUCUUCAACCACCACAUGUUCGUGCUGGAGCAGGAGGAAUACAAGAGGGAAGGCAUCGAGUGGGUCUUCAUCGACUUUGGCCUCGACCUGCAGGCCUGCAUUGACCUCCUGGAAAAGCCCAUGGGCAUCUUCUCCAUCUUGGAGGAACAGUGCGUCUUCCCCAAAGCCACUGAUGCCACAUUCAAGGCAGCCCUGUACGACAACCACCUGGGCAAGUCCAGCAACUUCCUGAAGCCCAAGGGAGGCAAGGGCAAGGGGCCCGAGGCCCACUUCGAGCUCGUUCACUAUGCAGGCACUGUGGGGUAUAACAUCACGGGCUGGCUGGAGAAGAACAAAGACCCCCUGAAUGAAACAGUGGUGGGUUUGUUCCAGAAAUCAACUGUGGCAAUCCUAGCCCUUCUCUUCAAAGAAGAGGAGGCUCCAGCCGGAGGCAAGAAACAGAAGAGAGGCUCCACCUUCAUGACGGUCUCCAACUUCUACAGGGAGCAGCUGAACAAGCUGAUGACCACCCUCCAUAGCACUGCACCCCAUUUUGUCCGCUGCAUUGUGCCCAAUGAGUUUAAGCAGUCGGGUGUGGUAGACGCCCACCUGAUCAUGCACCAGCUAGCUUGCAAUGGUGUCCUGGAAGGCAUCCGUAUCUGCAGGAAGGGCUUCCCAAACAGGCUGCAGUACCCGGAGUUCAAGCAGAGGUACCAAGUGCUGAACCCCAACGUGAUUCCCCAGGGGUUUGUGGACAACAAGAAGGCCUCAGAGCUGCUUCUUGCAGCCAUUGAACUGGAUGUGAAUGAAUACAAAAUUGGACAUACCAAGGUGUUCUUCCGUGCAGGCAUCCUGGCGAAGCUUGAGGACAUGAGGGACGAGCGUCUGGCCAAGAUCAUGACGAUGCUGCAGUGUCGGCUCCGGGGCUUCCUCAUGAGGGUGGAGUUCAAGAAGAUGCUGGAACGAAGAAUGGGCCUGAAAGUCAUUCAGCGGAAUGUGCGCAAGUUCCUGCAGCUUCGUUUCUGGGGAUGGUGGAAGCUGUACAACAAGGUCAAGCCGCUCCUGAAUGUGGCGCGGCAAGAGGAGGAGAUGAAGGCCAAGGAGGAGGAGCUCAGGAGUGCCAUGGCCAAGACCCAGGAGCUGAUAAACAAGGUCAAGGAACUGGAGGAGAAGAUGGCCACACUCAGCCAGGAGAAGAACGACCUCACCAUCCAGCUGCAGGCUGAGCAAGAGAACCUGAUGGAUGCAGAGGAGCGCCUGACACAGUUGAUGAAGACCAAGAUGGAGCUGGAGAGCCAGAUCUCGGACAUGCGGGAGCGGCUGGAGGAAGAGGAGGGCACAGCCGCCUCGCUGAGCGCCGCCAAGCGCAAGCUGGAGGGGGAGUUGAGCGACCUGAAGCGGGACCUGGAGGGCCUGGAAACCACGCUGGCCAAGACAGAGAAGGAGAAGCAGGCCCUGGAUCACAAGGUCCGUACCCUGACUGGGGAUCUCUCACUCCGUGAAGACUCCAUCGCCAAGCUCCAGAAGGAGAAGAGGGCCCUGGAGGAGUUGUACCAGAAAACCCUGGACGACCUGCAGGCUGAGGAGGACAAGGUGAACCACCUGACCAAGAGUAACAGCAAGCUGAACACGCAGAUCCAUGAGCUGGAGGAUAACUGGGAGCAGGAAAAGAAAAUCCGGGCAGAGGUGGAAAAGGCUCGUCGGAAAGCUGAGAGUGACCUGAAGAUGACCAUCGACAACCUCAAUGAGAUGGAGCGUUCCAAGCUGGAUCUUGAGGAGGUGGUGAAAAAGAGAGAUUUGGAAAUAAACUCUGUCAACUCGAAAUAUGAGGAUGAGCAGUCUCUGAAUUCCACGCUGCAGCGGAAACUGAAGGAGCACCAGGCCCGAAUUGAAGAGCUGGAAGAAGAACUAGAAGCCGAGAGGGCCAUGAGAGCCAAGGUGGAGAAACAACGCAGUGAUCUGUCCCGGGACCUCGAAGACCUCAGUGACAGGCUGGAAGAAGCUGGUGGAGCCACAUCUGCUCAGAUUGAGCAGAACCGCAAGAGGGAGGCUGAGCUGCUAAAGCUGCGGCGGGAGCUGGAAGAGGCUGCCCUGCAGAGCGAGGCAACAGCCUCCACGCUGCGCAAGAAGCACAUGGACUCGAUGGCCGAGUUAACGGAGCAUGUGGAGAACCUGCAGAGGGUCAAGUCCAAGCUGGAGAAGGAUAAACAGGUCAUGAAGGCUGAGAUCGAUGACCUCAACGCCAGCGUGGAGACCAUGCAGAAGUCCAAGUUGGCCAAGUCACCAUAUUUAUUGGGUACUUUAGGAGCAAUGCCUUGGGGAACUGAAGGUCUGGCUGGGGAAACUGUUCUUCAUCCAAUAUUUCUUCCAUUCCCUUCCCACCCAGCUGAAAAUAGCGAACUGAGCAGGGAAUAUGAAGAAUCCCAGAGCAGGCUCAAUCAAAUCCUAAGGAUAAAGACAUCUCUGACAUCACAAGUGGAUGAAAGCCCCCACGGGCCCCUGACAGGCUGGUCCCCACAGUCUCGCAGCACCGCCGUGGUGAGCCUGGCCAACACCAAGCAUGACCUGGACCUGCUGAAGGAGCAGCUGGAGGAGGAGCAGGGAGGCAAGUCGGAGCUACAGCGCCUCGUGUCCAAACUCAACACCGAGGUCACCACCUGGAGGACCAAGUAUGAGACCGAUGCCAUCCAGAGGACAGAGGAGCUGGAGGAGACCAAGAGGAAACUGGCCGCCAGACUUCAGGAGGCAGAAGAAGCAGCUGAAACUGCCCAGGCCCGGGCUGCCUCCCUCGAGAAAAAUAAACAGAGACUCCAGGCAGAAGUUGAGGACCUCACCAUCGACUUGGAGAAGGCCAAUGCUGCAGCCGCUGCCCUGGACAAGAAGCAGAGGCUCUUUGACAAGAUGCUGGCCGAGUGGCAGCAGAAGUGUGAGGAGUUGCAGGUGGAAGUGGACAGCUCGCAGAAGGAGUGCCGCAUGUACAUGACAGAGAGCUUCAAGAUCAAGACAGCCUACGAGGAGUCUCUGGAGCAUCUAGAGUCAGUGAAGAAGGAGAAUAAGACCCUGCAGGAGGAGAUAAAGGAUCUCAUUGAUCAGCUGGGUGAGGGAGGAAGGAGUGUGCAUGAGCUGCAGAAGUUGAAGAAAAAAUUGGAGAUGGAAAAGGAAGAACUCCAGGUGGCGCUGGAAGAAGCUGAGUCUUCCCUGGAGGUUGAAGAGAGCAAGGUGAUUCGAAUUCAGUUGGAACUGGCUCAAGUUAAAGCUGACAUUGACCGGAGAAUCCAUGAGAAAGAAGAAGAAUUUGAGGCUACCAGAAAGAACCACCAGCGGGCAAUUGAGUCCUUGCAGGCCAGCCUGGAGGCAGAGGCCAAGGGCCGGGCAGAGGCACUUCGGCUCAAGAAGAAGAUGGAGACGGACCUGAAUGAGAUGGAAAUCCAACUGGACCACGCCAACAAGAACAACAGCGAACUUGUAAAGACACUGAAAAGGCUGCAACAGCAAAUCAAGGACUUGCAGGUCCAGAUGGACGAGGACGCCAGGCAGCACGAGGAGCUGCGGGAGCAGUACAACCUGCAGGAGCGGCGUCUGAGCCUGCUGCAGACAGAGCUGGAGGAGGUGCGCUCGGCCCUGGAGGGCAGCGAGCGUUCACGCAAGCUGCUGGAGCAGGAGGUGGUGGAGAUCACCGAGCGACACAACGAGAUCAAUAUCCAGAACCAGAGCCUCCUUGUGGUCAAACGCAAGCUAGAAUCAGAUGUCCAGCGCAUCUCCAACGAGCACGAGGAGCUCAUCAGUGAGUUCCGCUCAGCGGACGAGAGGGCCAAGAAGGCCAUGACGGAUGCUGCCCGCAUGGCAGAAGAACUCCGGCAAGAGCAGGACCACUGCAUGCACCUGGAGAAGAUCAAGAAGAACUAUGAGGUCACCAUCAAAGACCUGCAGGCCAAGAUGGAGGAGGCAGAGCAGCUGGCUCUGAAAGGCGGGAAGCGUACAAUCAUGAAGCUGGAGGCCAGGAUCAAGGAACUAGAGACAGAGCUGGAUGGGGAGCAGAAACAGCAUGUGGAGACGGUCAAGACGCUGCGUAAGAACGAGCGUCGCCUCAAAGAGCUGGUCUUCCAGACAGAGGAGGACCACAAGACCAACCAGCGCAUGCAAGAGCUGGUGGAGAAGCUACAGAACAAGCUGAAGGUCUACAAAAGGCAGAUCGAGGAGGCGGAGGACCAGGCCAACCAGACCCUGGCUCGAUAUAGGAAGACGGUGCAUGAGCUGGAUGAUGCCGAGGAGCGGGCCGGCAUAGCAGAGACUGCCCUAAACAAGCUGCGCACCAGACACCGCGUGGCCGGCAAGGGCAUCACCUCCGUGGAGAUCAUCCAGGUGUCCAAGACAGGCACCUCAAAAACCCUUUCUGAGGAGUGAGGCCCUCCGUUUCCUAGGCCACAGCCGGGUAAUACAGAUCUCAACUACGGUCCAUUGAGAGGGAGAAAAUAUGAAAAUGGAAAACUGGGUCUGUCCUGAGAAUGCUUACUAUGCAAAAGAAAGUGCAAGCCAGAAAGAGACAGGUGGUGAAGAAUAAAGAGUUCUAUGGUGGAAAAUGAGCUUGGGAAUGUAAAUACCCAGUCAUUAGACGAAUUAAAAUGAGUGAGGCUUCUCUGGGACUGCAGUGAGCAUUUGGAUGAUAGUAAUGAUGGAUCUGUUUUCAUUAAGUUCCUACAUGUUCAUGUCAAGGGCGGAAUAUGUAAUGUCUGUGACCCGGCUGUUCUCUACAAAGAAUUUCUCAUGUUGACAAUGUUUAAUGUCCCCAUAUAGCUUAAAUAAAAGAAACAUAAAAA
Molecule: messenger RNA, 6254 nt
Organism: Cebus imitator (Panamanian white-faced capuchin)
Lineage: Eukaryota; Metazoa; Chordata; Mammalia; Primates; Cebidae
Product: myosin-16
Exons: 42
Coding region: 1-5841 (1946 amino acids)
Cellular component (GO): myosin complex
Molecular function (GO): cytoskeletal motor activity; actin filament binding; ATP binding
Source: RefSeq, a predicted model, not a curated record